ACGAGGCUGAAUUCUAGUUCACAGUGACCACUUCAUUUCAAGAAGUUUCCAAGAGGCGGAUAGUAUACUCUACCAUCAUGAGAUUCAGGUUACGCCGAAUUUGCUCAUUUUUUGUGUUCAUAUUCCUGCCAGCUCAGCUGAUGGUUAUAAUUGGUGUUCAUUAUAUCAAUCGUAAAGAUGAGUCUCUUCCGCCAGCUGCUAACAAGGCAACCGAGCUCAAAAUCUCUGCCGAUGAGACGCCGGGAUUAGAGCACGGAGCGAUGGAGGUGUUCACUGAGCUGCAGAGAAAAUGGGAUACUAAGAAGGAUUUAGAUCUUGUGAGGGAUUUAGAUGACAAGGAGGAACGUGACGAAAACAACAAUGGUUUGAUGAAGCAACAUGAAAGAAAACUAUCACACAUUCUACGAGAAGGUACAAAAGAGAAGGAUAAUCACACAGUGCAUCUCCCUCCCCUCAUCAAAUCACAAACACCGAUCCUUAUCAACCAAACUAAAGCUGCUAUCGAUCAACUCAAGAAGUCACGUGAUCGUCUAUUCAGCGAUGCGAUUGGUCCAUCGAGUGACAGUCAGUGUAUGAUCCCUAACAUGGACACACCAGCACACACGUGUAGAGAGUAUAUACAAUGGAAAUGUAAAAUGGUCCCUACGUUUACUUCGUAUGAUCCAGUCAACAGAUUAAUCUCAGUCACGUGUAAAGGAAUGUUUCGAGUCAAUCAGGUCGAGAGAGUCGAGUCUGAAUACGCACUGUCACCUGAUAACUAUAGACAACCGCCAUUUUGGGAAUACUACGAAGGAGUCAAUAACAUCACCAUGGAAACAGAAUAUGCUGAUAUCGCCUGUAAAGAUAAAUUAUUUCAAGACGUUCACAAUUACCACACUCAAUUCCAACCUAGGCCUGGUAUCGACUGGCUCCAAGGGAAUGCUCUUAGGACGAUUCGUCUCAAAGAGCCACAGUGGAAACCGGUCUCUAUUCUUACUAUAGUUCUAGACUCAACUUCUCGGGCCCACUUUCACAGGAGAUGCGGAUUGCCCAAGACAGCUGCCUUGCUACGAAAGUAUUAUGAAGGAAUGACCUCAGGUUUAUCGCAUCAGUCGUUCAUGUUUAAUCGCUUUAAUGGCAUCAGUACUGCUACAGUGCUCAAUCUAACACCACUCUUCACAGGGCAGCUUUAUGAUCAUGUCGAUGAGGAGAAGAUCAGGCAAAAAAUCUACGGGAAAGAUAUCAAAGAAUGGAUGUGGCAGUAUGCGGAGUCCCGGGGGUAUCUAACAAGCUAUGGUGUCGAUAAUGGGAGCGGCAUGAUGGGUACAAGAACACAGUGUAAGGCGUGUUUAUACAGACCUCCAGUGUUACCUCAUAUUGAGCAUGGAUGGAAACGGAGAGAGAAUGAACGGGUUUCUACUACUACUCUAUCAGGGUUGUGUGAAGGCAACCACAUGAUACAUGAAUAUAUUCUCAAUUACACUAGAGAUUUUUUACGUCAUCCCCAUCCUGCUAAGUGGGCAGCGCUGGAUCUGAACGCAGGUCACAGAAGAGAGAUGGAAUCAGUCAACCAAGUCGACAAUGAAUUAUCCAAAGUCCUACAGACGCUGCUUGAUGAAGAUAAAAACCUUGUGGUGGUACUCCUAGGGGAUCACGGCAAACCAUUCCAGAAAGAUCCGUCUUAUAUUGGAAGUCAUUACGAAACACUCCUCCCGUUCUUGUCGGUUACCAUGCCAACGUGGAUGCUACGUCAGAGACCCGAUGUUUUCCGUAACCUGGCUAUUAACCAGCAAAGAUACCUUCCUUGGGAUCCAGGACUGCUCAGGACCCCCAUUGGAUAA
Strongylocentrotus purpuratus (purple sea urchin) is the source of this 1820-nucleotide messenger RNA. RefSeq lists its product as uncharacterized. NCBI's taxonomy places the organism in Eukaryota, Metazoa, Echinodermata, Echinoidea, Camarodonta, Strongylocentrotidae. Bases 78 to 1820 code for a protein of 580 amino acids. The transcript is spliced from 11 exons. The record is from RefSeq and is a predicted model, not a curated record.